AUGAUCCUUCAGACGGGUGUUCGGUAUGCGUGCUCGUUGCCCACGACCAACUAUAGGAUCCGGUGUGGGUGCUGCCUCGUUGGCAGUGGUUGGUGCCUCGUCGGGUAGAUGGUCCGUCAGUGCAGUACUGGUGCUGCCUCCAGUGCUGGCAGCGCUGGACGACGUCAUGUCGCCCGCUGCUACGGGUGCGGUGUCUUCGGUUGCUGGAAGGGGCUCCGACGCUGGGUUGUCGGUGGCGGCGUCAAAGACCGUAGGUGCUGCAGCACCAGGUCGUCUUGGGGGCCGUCGGCGGCGGAAUACCGGCGGGGACGCAUUUCAAGAACUCGCCGUGGAGGAGCACUUUGAGCGAUGGAUGGUUUUUCACAAAAGGUUCUAUGCAGACGAAUCCGAGAGAGAAAAACGGUUCAACAUUUUCAAGAGAAACAAAGAGUACGUUGAGUCUUUCAACAGAGCUGGAAAUCGCACCUUCACACUUGGCAUCAAUGCGUUUUCCGACAUGACCGACCGGGAGUUCAUCGACGCCUACCUCAACGGAAACUAUACCGAACCGCCGCGACUACGCCACCCCCUACGUCACCCUAUGUCUCAUGAGCAUUCAUGGAAACCAUAUAGUGGGCUCUUCCAUAAUGUGAGUUUGGACACUCUUCCCGCCGCGGUAGAUUGGGUGAAGCAAGGGGCUGUCACUGGCGUGAAAGACCAAGGAGAAUGUGGCAGUUGUUGGGCGUUUUCGGCAGUAGCAUCCCUGGAAGGGCUGAACAAAAUCCAUUCCGGGACGCUUUUGCCCUUGUCAGAGCAACAACUCGUGGACUGCGACGCUAAGUCGAACGGUUGCGUAAACGGCGACGUUGCAAGUGCAUUUGCUUACGCCGUGGCGAACCACGGGCUAGCGAAGGAGGAGGACUACCCGUACACUGGCAGCCAGGGUGCGUGUUGCCAGGGCAUGGGUGCGUUCGGGAGCAUCGAGUUCUUCAAGAAUGUCCCGGCGAACGAUGCAUGGGCCCUCCGCACCGCCGUGGCACGCCAGCCCGUCUCCGCCGUAGUAACUUUCGGCCCGGACUUUGUGCCCGAGCUGAAAAACUACCGCGGCGGGAUUUACCACCCUGGGAAAAGUGGGUAUUGCGGGGAGGGUAUUUUCCACAGUUUGACUGUGGUGGGGUACCAGAGCAACCCCGGGUAUUGGCUCAUCAAGAAUUCGUGGGGGACGUCGUGGGGCGAGGGCGGGUACUUGAGGUUGGCUAGAGACCCCACGGUGGCGGCUCCGGCGCCCCAACCUGCCGCCGCUAGCGCUGGCGGCGAUGACGCAUUCCAAGACCUCCCCGUGGAGGAGCACUUUGAGCGGUGGAUGGUCCUUCACGAGCGGUCUUACGCAGACGAGCUCGAGAAGGAUAAACGGUUCACCAUUUUCAAGCAAAACAGAGAGUACGUCGAGUCAUUCAAUAGAGCCGGAAACCGCACCUUCACGCUCGGCAUCAACGCGUUCUCCGACAUGACCAACGAGGAGUUCGCCGAGGACUACCUCACCAGCUGUUCCAGAGCGGCGGAGCCGCCGUUCCGCAGCCCCGGCGGCCGCCGCGGGAUGCUUGAUAAAGAGCUUUCACCGGAAACAUAUAGUGGGGCCUUUCCUAAUGUGAGUUCGGACGAUCUCCCCCCGUCGAUUAACUGGGUGGACCGAGGCGCCGUCACUCGCGUGAAAAGCCAAGGAGAAAAAUGCGGUUGCUGCUAGGCAUUUUCGGUGGUGGCAGCGGUGGAAGGGCUGAACAAAAUCCAUUACGGGGA
This is a messenger RNA of Cuscuta campestris, 1776 nucleotides long. Lineage: Eukaryota; Viridiplantae; Streptophyta; Magnoliopsida; Solanales; Convolvulaceae. The record is from the annotation of a GenBank genome assembly.